Prosopis cineraria is the source of this 915-nucleotide messenger RNA. RefSeq lists its product as uncharacterized. NCBI's taxonomy places the organism in Eukaryota, Viridiplantae, Streptophyta, Magnoliopsida, Fabales, Fabaceae. The coding region runs from base 191 to 649 and encodes 152 amino acids. The transcript has 4 exons. Gene Ontology annotation, molecular function: glutathione transferase activity; glutathione peroxidase activity. The record is from RefSeq and is a predicted model, not a curated record. Gene Ontology annotation, cellular component: endoplasmic reticulum; nuclear envelope; membrane.
AAGUCAACCUUCGCUUGGAGAGGAAGCCGCGGGAGCAACCAGAAACAUAGACCUGUCGAAUGAUGGCAUUAAAAAUAAAAGCAAUCUGUGUGCGAGCGAUGAUGCGAUUGAGUCUGUGUAUAAGAAGACACAGCCAUCAUUGUCUCCCCCACCUGAUUCACUUUUGAAACUUCUUCACUUGGACCUAAAAAUGGCGAACCAAUUAAUGGAAUUGCUUCCUAAAGAAUAUGGCUUUGUGGCUAUCGUCCUCGUCUUCUACUGCUUUCUCAAUUUCUACAUGGCAGCUCAAGUCGGCAACGCUCGCAGAAAGUAUAAUGUGUUUUAUCCGACCCUUUAUGCUUACGAAUCUGAAAACAAAGAUGCUAAGCUCUUCAACUGCAUACAGAGAGGGCACCAAAAUUCCCUGGAAACGAUGGCGAUUUUCUUCAUGCUAAUGAUUCUGGGUGGGCUGAAGCAUCCCUGCAUUUGUGCUGCACUCGGAGUUGUAUACAUCGUUGCCCGAUGUUUCUACUUUACUGGCUACUCCACCGGCAAACCGGCCAACCGGCUCAAGAUCGGGAAAUAUGGCAUAUUGGCACUUUUCGGUCUAAUGAUUUGCACAAUAUCAUUUGGGUGCGCCCUCCUUCACCGCCAGCCUGUUAACCCUUAAAUGUGAACUUAGAUUUUAAACUUGGUUUCUUUAGCAUGUUCUUGUACCCUCUCCUUUCUAUCUUUGACUUUGUUGUGCGUAGUCAUACAUACAAUGUGUAGUGACAAUUUAAUUUAAUUCCAAUGUACAGGGAAUAAGAUAUAGGGACUGAUAUUAGCGGUCACUGUGUCUGUAUUAAAACUAGUUGGAGUUUUAGUCCGGUGGAUUGCCUAUGCAUCAUUGUAUUUUAUGACCUAUUGAAAUGAUAAGGAAUGUAAUGUUGAUUA